Messenger RNA from Salvelinus fontinalis (brook trout), 3981 nucleotides. RefSeq names its product nuclear transcription factor Y subunit gamma-like. The transcript has 11 exons. Gene Ontology annotation, cellular component: CCAAT-binding factor complex; nucleus. Gene Ontology annotation, molecular function: protein heterodimerization activity; DNA-binding transcription activator activity, RNA polymerase II-specific; DNA binding. Lineage: Eukaryota; Metazoa; Chordata; Actinopteri; Salmoniformes; Salmonidae. Gene Ontology annotation, biological process: regulation of DNA-templated transcription. The record is from RefSeq and is a predicted model, not a curated record. Bases 980 to 2029 code for a protein of 349 amino acids.
UUUUAGACCACAGCAGGACUCCUCCACUACCCAUGUGUACUUUGUCUCUUCUCGUCUUUAUCUAUUUCUCUCUGCAGAGAAGGGAUGCUCUCUCUGUCCCCCCCCCUCCUCCUCUUCUGUCGUCCUCUACUUUUCUCCUUGAGAGAAAUCUGAGUGUGUGUUUUGGUUGUUUAUUUCUGCACCGGACAGCAGUCUGCCCGGCCACCCUCAUGUCCUUCAACUGUCACUCCAGUACAGGAUCGGUGUUGUUGACAUCUUUAGUUAGCAUUUUGCAGAAUUGAAAGUGGUGAGAAUGUGUAUAUAUAUAUUUUCACAGUUGAUUUGAGUCAUGUUAAUGUUUUCCUAUGAAUACUACAAUGUAGGCUACUAAUAUUGAGGCAAGUUCUAUUGAAUAAGGCUGUUUGUUCUGUGGAACUACCGUAGCUUGCGUUUAUUUGAGACCCUGCUACGGCUGUGCUUUGACUUUGGACUUUCUAGCAGAACGUUAGCAGCUGUUAGUCUCUCUCUCUGGGCUGUGUUGGUCAUUGACUCUGUAGCGCUGUGGUAGACCGGCCCAGCACUGUACUCACAGGCAGACAGACUUCAAAGUCAUCCAGGAUGGUUGCGGUGCUGUGACUGUGGUUGCUGACCAGUGCCCGUCCCAAGGCCCGGUCCUUGGGGCGUAGUUAACACUCGCCUGACAGUGAUGCAAUGGAGAGGGCAAGAUGGUUGCUGGGCUGAGUGCUGGAUGUUUGGGGGACAAUCCGAGACCUCGUAGUUGUGGGGUUUUUGAUGUGUGAUUGUGAGCUCUCUUUAGAUGGAAUCUUUAUAACAUCUUUAGCUCUGUCCUCCCUAAUUGAAUGUUUCUAUUGGUGCCUUUCUCUCUGACAAAGUCCCGUUGGGGAGACGGAGGACAAUAACUCCAGAGCUGAAGCCCUGGCUUCCAAAUCCCAGCUCCCGUCACUGUUUGCAUGAGAUUUGAAUAUCAUUUGCAGUGAGCAUGUCUGCAGAUUCGUUUGGCGCCGGGGGCAGCGAUGCCCAGCAGAGCCUACAGUCCUUCUGGCCCCGCGUCAUGGAAGAGAUCAGGAACCUCACGGUGAAGGAUUUCCGCGUGCAGGAGUUGCCUCUCGCCCGAAUCAAGAAAAUCAUGAAGCUGGAUGAAGAUGUGAAGAUGAUCAGUGCGGAGGCUCCGGUGCUGUUUGCCAAGGCAGCUCAGAUCUUCAUCACAGAGCUCACGCUGAGGGCCUGGAUUCACACUGAAGACAACAAGAGACGCACCUUACAGAGGAACGACAUUGCCAUGGCGAUAACGAAGUUCGACCAGUUUGACUUCCUUAUCGACAUUGUGCCCCGGGACGAGCUCAAGCCCCCCAAACGACAGGAGGAGGUGCGUCAGUCGGUGGCCCCAGCAGAGCCGGUUCAGUACUACUUCACCCUGGCUCAGCAGCCAGGCCAGGUGCAGGGCCAGCAGGCCACUGGACAACAGGCUACCACCAUCCAGCCUGGACAGAUCAUCAUCGCACAGCCACAGCAAGGACAGGUAUUGCAGGGGACCACAAUGCAACAGUUACAGCAGGUGCAGGUAGCCCAGUCACAGGGCACACCUAUCACGGGAGGGGCUCCAAUGACCAUGCAGGUGGGGGACCAGCAGGUCCAGAUAGUACAGGCGUCGUCCCAGGGCCAGCCCCAGACGGUGCAGUCAGGACAGACCAUGCAGGUCAUGCAGCAGAUAAUCACCAACUCCGCAGAGAUCCAGCAGAUACCAGUGCAGCUGAACAAUGGUCAGUUGCAGUACAUUCGGCUGGCACAGCCUGUCUCUGGCACACAGGUGGUUCAGGGACAGAUCCAGACGCUGGGUAACACUCAGCAGGUACAGAUUACACAGACAGAGCAAGGCCAGCAGCAAUUCAACCAGUUUACUGACGGACAGCAGUUGUAUCAGAUUCAGCAGGUGAUGCCGGCGGGACAGGACCUGAGCCAGCCCUUGUUCAUCCAGUCCACCAAUCAGACGGCCGAUGGACAGGUCACCACACAGGUCAGCACAGACUGAGGCUCUGGAAGCAUCCUCCUGACCCCCAGACCACCAAACCAUUGACCACACCACCUGCUACCAUCCAUAAGGACAACACUGGCUCAAACGCCAAGGGACCUCCUAGGAGGCGUCCAAAAUGGUCAAAAGUAGAGCCCAAUAUAGGGUGCCAUUUGGGAUGUACCCUUACUCUCAUUCAAUACACUGGUCUAUGACAUGAUACUUAAAAGGGGCUCUGACAACAACAGUUCUUUAUUCAGUAUACUGGGUCAGAUACCAAAGGGACUGUCUGACAACAACAGUUCUUUAUUCAGUAUACUGGGUCAGAUACCAAAGGGACUGUCUGACAACAACAGUUCUUUAUUCAGUAUACUGGGUCAGAUACCAAAAGGACUGUCUGACAACAACAGUUCUUUAUUCAGUAUACUGGGUCAGAUACCAAAGGGACUGUCUGACAACAACAGUUCUUUAUUCAGUAUACUGGGUCAGAUACCAAAGGGACUGUCUGACAACAACAGUUCUUUAUUCAGUAUACUGGGUCAGAUACCAAAAGGACUGUCUGACAACAACAGUUCUUUAUUCAGUAUACUGGGUCAGAUACCAAAGGGACUGUCUGACAACAACAGUUCUUUAUUCAGUAUACUGGGUCAGAUACCAAAGGGACUGUCUGACAACAACAGUUCUUUAUUCAGUAUACUGGGUCAGAUACCAAAGGGACUGCUCUACAACUCCCUCUCAUUCCCAUUUCAUAUCGUCUCUCUCUGCCUCUGUUAGUUCCUCCAGGCACCCACUCUCACCUGAUACGUUCCCCUAAAAAGCCUCACUUAGUGUGCAUUCAUGAGAGCUACACACAGGGUAUCCGAACACUGAAUCCUCCAGGACCCAACUCUCCUCCGUUUUAGUGACCAGCUGUUCAUCCUCAAUGUCUGUAAACCCUUUAUGUACAAACCUCCUCUGUAUAUUCUCUGUCUCUCUGUGAAGUACACCGUAUGGGUGGCUCUUGUGUUCUCUGUGGCUCUUGUGUUCUCUAUGGCUGCGUCCCAAAUGGCAACCUAUUCCCUAUACAAUGCACUCAUUUUGACCACGGUCCAAAGGGUUUUGGUCAAAAGUAGUGCUCUAUAUAGGGAAUAGAAAUCAUUGGGAUGCAUACUAUGGAAGGCAUGGCCCCUGUUUUGUCUACAAGCCAAGAGAACAUGAAUCCUUUGUAAUGUUUUUAAUGUGUAGACGUUUAAAAUAAUAAACUAUGAAGCCAUAAUCUUACCUAACCCAUUUAAUUCACAAUAAAUCAUUGUCAAUUGUACGAAACCAGCCAUGAUAGGUCAAUUAAGUUAUGUUAGUUUCUCGCAGGUUUUUCACAUUGACGAGACAUUGCUAUCGAUGAAAGGGCUUCUAACUGAAUGAUUGAGUUUGAAUUUUGUAUGACCUCUGUGUGUGUGUGUGUGUGUGUCAUUCAAUAUUGUGCAGUUACUGCAGUAUACUUUCCCCAUGGCCCAGUGAUCCUGUUCACCUCUUCAGUGCCCCCUCUCUAUCUCUCCAUUCAUUUCCACUGAUCACUCUAUCAUUGUUAGAGCAGGGAAGGGUUAGGCCUUUCUGUCUCUAUGCAGUCUCUUCUUUCUCCCCUUCUCUCUUUUUCUCUCCCUUUACUUUUUUCUCUAUCCAGAGAGGUUUGUGGUUCUCCUGCCCUGCUCUGAGGAAGCCUCCUGUAGAAAAACAACUCCACUGGAGGAAAGGCCCCUUUUUAGAAACUCUUUUUUUCAAUACCUGUUGUAACUUGUCAAUGUUAAUUUGUUUGUAUGACUACCCCUCUCCCUCCUCCCCUUUCUUAUUUAGUUCAAUUGUUAUCAUUGUUGUUCUUAUUAUUGUCGAUUUGCAUGUCCUUUAAACUGCCAGCAUGAUAUGCAAUAGAUGGGUAGACAUUCUAUUUUGUAAGCAAACUUUGGGUUUGUGAGAAAAUAAAAUGCAAAUAAAAAACA